AUGCCUCGAUCUACUACUGUAUCACGUAAGUCAAUAGUCAUCUUUCCAAAUAAGGGGCUGCCCCGCCGUUGUGCCGUUUCCCGUUGUGCCGUUCAGCGCCUGGCCCGCUCGGCUGUCAAAAGUCCGCGAAUGCUCUCGCUUACAGUACUAAUAACUACUCUAAACUCAAUCGGCGAACCCCCCUUCCGGCCUUCCAGUGAAAAACCGGCCCAUGAGCCACCAGCAGGGUUGUUGUGUUCUGCUGGGACGGCCAUAGCUUCCUCGGUAUGGUUCGGCUGGGUGCGCCUGCAAGCCCUAUCCCUAGCCCUGUUCCCGGUUCCCGGCUUCGAUUGGAAAGGUGGCUGGCGGUCUCGGCCACCAGGAAUACUAUGGGUAUCUAUUGGUAUGUACAGUACUUUGAGGAGGGGUAAGGCAGGGUGGCGACAGGCUCUCCCAUACACCUGCACGGCUACCAAAACAGAAAACAAGGAAAGCACGGGAGUGGAACCGGGCCCCUUCUGGAUCAGGACGCCGUUGCUAUGCCGUUGGCAGACGGCACCGCGGACUGACGAGCGCACGGCCGGGGCCACCCAUAGCGAUGAAUAG
Molecule: messenger RNA, 585 nt
Organism: Penicillium lagena
Lineage: Eukaryota; Fungi; Ascomycota; Eurotiomycetes; Eurotiales; Aspergillaceae
Exons: 2
Coding region: 1-585 (194 amino acids)
Source: RefSeq, a predicted model, not a curated record